Molecule: messenger RNA, 1968 nt
Organism: Fulvia fulva
Lineage: Eukaryota; Fungi; Ascomycota; Dothideomycetes; Mycosphaerellales; Mycosphaerellaceae
Product: Serine/threonine-protein kinase cot-1
Exons: 5
Coding region: 1-1968 (655 amino acids)
Biological process (GO): intracellular signal transduction; peptidyl-serine phosphorylation
Molecular function (GO): ATP binding; protein serine/threonine kinase activity
Source: RefSeq, a predicted model, not a curated record
AUGGCGUACCAGCAGCACCAACAACAGCAGCAGCAGUCGCAGCAACACCAACACCAACAGCAGGCGCAGGCGCAGCCUGACAGCCGCAACCCCAAUCGCCUCCAGCUCAACUUCGGCUUCAACAACCCGCCCAAUUUCGCCGCCGAGCAAGGUCGUGCCUUCCCUACCACUCCGUCCACCUUCCCGCAGCCAUUCCCCAAUGCCGCCGGACAACAAGAGGUCUGGGGCACCCAGCAGGCGACCAGUGGCAUCAACAGCCAGGGCUAUUUCUACAACAACCCAAAUGCAUACCAACAGCAGUACACCAGCGGCACAUCCACUCCCAAUGCCGGCUAUCGCUCGCCGGCGGGCGGCUACAACGAUGUGACCAAUGGCCUCGCACAUCAGUUCCAGCACCAGAACCUUGGAGGAAACUCACCACGUUCGGCGAGCCCAUACGGCAGACAGCCUUCACCCGCGAAUGCACGUCCGCGCACUGCAGGAGCCACCCCGCAGAGCUACGGCAACUACUUGAACGCCCCAAUGCCGGCCAUGCCACCACCGCUCAGCAUCUACGACGAUGAGCCGCCUCCAAAGAAUCCCGAGAAGUACUCGACCGCGAUCACCGAGCGUGUCAAGGUACAGAAGAUGCUCACCCAGGAGUUCUUCAAGGAGAAUGUCGAGAGAGCACGUGCUCGAAAUGAGAGAGCAAAGGAGCUUGAUGCCAUCCUCGCCGACGAGAAUCUUUCGGCCAAUCGCAAGGAGCAAAAAAAGAACAGCACGCGCAAGGCAGAGGCCAAUUUCCUGCGGUUCUUGAGGACACACGAGAAGCCAGGAAACUACUCCACCGUCAAGAUCAUCGGAAAGGGUGCAUUCGGUGAAGUGCGUCUGGUGCAGAGGAAGCACGAUGGAAAGGUCUACGCUUUGAAGUCGUUGAUCAAGCAAGAGAUGCACAAGAAGGAUCAGCUCGCCCACGUUCGCGCCGAGCGUGACAUCCUCGCCAACGCAGACAGCCCUUGGCUGGUCAAGCUGCACACAUCCUUCCAGGAUACAACCUUCUUGUACAUGCUGAUGGAGUUUCUGCCCGGUGGUGAUCUCAUGACAAUGCUCAUCAAGUACGAGAUCUUCUCGGAGGACAUCACGCGCUUCUAUAUGGCAGAGAUCACAUUAGCCAUCGAAGCAGUGCACAAGCUUGGCUUCAUCCAUCGUGACAUUAAGCCAGACAACAUCCUCCUAGAUCGUGGCGGACACAUCAAGCUUACCGACUUCGGUCUCUCCACUGGCUUCUCCAAGGAGCAUCAAGCAUCUUACUACCAGCAGCUCAUGUCCACAAGCAAGUCCAAGUCUGCUUCCCAAAACCGCAACAGUGUGUCGAUCGACCAAAUCCAGCUCACCGUCUCCAACCGCAAUCAGAUCAACACCUGGCGCAAGUCGAGACGUCAGCUCGCCUACUCAACCGUCGGCACACCAGAUUACAUCGCUCCUGAGAUCUUCAGCGGCAAGGGCUACGACUUCGGAUGCGAUUGGUGGAGCGUGGGUACCAUCAUGUUCGAGUGCUUGGUCGGCUGGCCUCCAUUCUGCGCCGAGGAGCCACACGACACCUACCGCAAAAUCGUGGACUGGCCACGCCAUCUCAACUUCCCUCCAGAUCAACAGCUCGGACCAGAGGCAGAGCACUUCAUCCGAAGUCUCAUCUGCGACUCUCAAAAUCGCUUAGGUCGAUCCCACGGCGCUGCUGAGCUCAAGCAGCACCCUUUCUUCCAUGGUGUCAACUGGGAUGGUCUCCGCAAGAUCCGCGCACCAUUCGAGCCGAAGCUGCAGAGCAACAUUGACACUCAAUACUUCCCGAUCGACGAAAUUCCUCAGGUCGACAACUCAGCCCAGCUUCGUGCUCAGACUGAGGCCCAGAUUGGACAGGACGACUCGACACUGAGCUUGCCCUUCAUUGGCUACACUUACAAGCGCUUCGAUGCUUUCCGUGGAACCUAG